This is a messenger RNA of Protopolystoma xenopodis, 519 nucleotides long. The record is from the annotation of a GenBank genome assembly. NCBI's taxonomy places the organism in Eukaryota, Metazoa, Platyhelminthes, Monogenea, Polystomatidea, Polystomatidae.
CCCCCGGCUGGGGGCGUUUGGCGCGAGUUGCCAAUCGUCUCGUCGCACCAGGUCCGAGGCCGCACUUUUCGCAACGUGGAGCCUCGGUGUGUCUUCUCUCCUCGGUGGGCUCCACUCGUGUCUGGUCGCCUGCAUCCGGCGGGCUUGCAGCAACAACAGUCGAGUGAGACGAUGCAGCCAGACACUGUCGGGCGGAUGAGGCGUCGGGGAGGCGACGGGAUUCGAACUGGACGGACCGAAGAGCACAGGAUUCAUGCUGACGUUGCCGUGGCGACAAUAACUUGGCAACUGGGCAAUUUGGCAAUUGACCGAGCCGAGAGGAGGACACAAGAGUCAAGACGGCCUCGGACUACUUUGCACUCAGACCCGAAAAAGCCAGUCGUCUCAGCUGAAAUCACUGAGCUCCACUUGGCCCAAUCACGGUUGCCAGCCUUUCCCUUCACUUCGUGUCGAACCCGGCCGUCUCAAACGCCUCUGAUCCUGCAUGAACCGGAUCCGACUAGGCCAGAUGAGAAGUAA